Molecule: messenger RNA, 777 nt
Organism: Fusarium odoratissimum NRRL 54006
Lineage: Eukaryota; Fungi; Ascomycota; Sordariomycetes; Hypocreales; Nectriaceae
Exons: 3
Coding region: 1-777 (258 amino acids)
Biological process (GO): protein import into mitochondrial intermembrane space
Cellular component (GO): mitochondrial intermembrane space
Molecular function (GO): protein-disulfide reductase activity
Source: RefSeq, a predicted model, not a curated record
AUGCUCUGCACAACUUUACGGUCAGUCCCGCGCCCUGUAAUUACCAGUUUGCGCCCCAGUCUAGCUCGACGGUUAGCCUCGACAUCAACUCGUGAGAGAUCCCGAACAUGGAGGAGCGCAGCGGUACGGUUAGGUCUCUCGUUUGGCAUCUUAUUAUACUUGAACGCUAGCCCCGUCUUUGCCGAUGCUGCUUCACAACCAGCUCCCACCCUCGCCCUGCCCGGUGACGACCGUCCCGCGGUUGAUUCCAUAUCUCAGAAACGUAAGCAGAGUCAGGCAAAAAUGACAAUCUCCGCUCCAAAGUAUGGGAAACAAACUGAGGCUCACGAAUCACGAACGAAUGCCCAGAGUGCCAUAGCCGCGGAUAAUCGAACAGCACUGGAUGAGGAAGACGCCAGUCAGCAGGCCGCGUUCGAUCCCGAGACCGGAGAGUUUAAUUGGGACUGCUCGUGCCUAGGUGGCAUGGCCCAUGGUCCAUGCGGAGAGGAAUUCAAGGCCGCUUUCAGUUGUUUCAUGCUCUCAACCGUGGAGCCGAGAGGAAUAGAGUGCAUUGGCAAGUUUCAGGACAUGCAGGCAUGCUUCAGGAAUUACCCCAAUGUCUAUGGGGCCGAGCUGGCCGACGAUGACGAAGUCUCCUCUGUUCCUAGUCAUGGCGACCGGCAGCUCCAAGCCAAGUCCAAGAACAGGUCUAUCACAACCCAUAAGAUUGCUUCUUCCAAGCACUCGGCAGUGGUAGGAGAAGCAGAUAAACCCAGAACCUGGAAGCGCCUGGGAUGA